Aspergillus vadensis CBS 113365 is the source of this 716-nucleotide messenger RNA. RefSeq names its product ubiquinol--cytochrome-c reductase subunit 7. Lineage: Eukaryota; Fungi; Ascomycota; Eurotiomycetes; Eurotiales; Aspergillaceae. The record is from RefSeq and is a predicted model, not a curated record. The transcript is spliced from 2 exons. Gene Ontology annotation, biological process: mitochondrial electron transport, ubiquinol to cytochrome c. Bases 50 to 307 code for a protein of 85 amino acids.
ACACCACCCCGUCAAUUGGACCCGAUCAACCCCGCUGGGAUCGUUCACCAUGUCCGCUCCCUCCCUCGCCAGCUACAUCGUCAAGCGCCCCUUCCUCAAGCGCUGGAUGAUGCCCAUUGCCCAGUGGUACACCGAUGCCUCUGGUUACAGGAGACUCGGCUUGAAGGCUGAUGACCUGAUCCCCGAGGAGAACGACGUCGUCCAGAAGGCCCUUAAGCGUCUCCCUCCCAAGGAGGCCUACGACCGUGUCUUCCGCAUCCGCAGAGCAUUCCAGGUCCGUCCCAUACCGAAGCCAACUACAGAAUAACACAAAACUAAUAUUAUAUGCGCAAAAAUAGUGCUCCAUUUCCCACACCCUUCUUCCCGCUGCUGAGCAGACCAAGCCCGAGGAGGUGAGUCGAAAUCCCGCGUUCUUCCAACCCGUUCAGUUUCUCCGCAAAAACGCAUCGGCCAAUCCCGUGAGCGGGAUUUGUAACCCACCUGGGUUUACUCCAUAUCGAUGCAUAUGUUGACUAGACUUGAUAUAUUGAUGUUUUGUUAUGAUAUUCGUCGCGUUUGAGACUCAUAUUUUCAUGUGGUGGAUGCUAACUGUCGUCCCCUAGGAUGUCGAGUACCUGAGCCCCAUCAUCCGCGAGAUCGAGAAGGAGAAGCAGGAGCGCGAAGACCUCGACGCCCUUGUCGUCAGACGGUAGAUCAUGCCUCUGGUUUCGCUGAAC